Molecule: messenger RNA, 7447 nt
Organism: Dermacentor andersoni
Lineage: Eukaryota; Metazoa; Arthropoda; Arachnida; Ixodida; Ixodidae
Product: transcription factor Sp1-like
Biological process (GO): regulation of transcription by RNA polymerase II
Molecular function (GO): DNA-binding transcription factor activity, RNA polymerase II-specific; RNA polymerase II cis-regulatory region sequence-specific DNA binding
Source: RefSeq, a predicted model, not a curated record
GCGCACGCCGUAGUGCGCAGUCAGAGGCAGGCAGCUUGCUGGAAGGCUGCCGCGUUUGCCUAUGAAAAUUACUUCCCAUAUGGAUGGCAUCCUCAAGUGCUGUCCCCGAAAGUCCGAGUCCCUCUGGGACUCGGCGUAGGAGACAGUGCUCAGUGGCUCAGAAUGAGCACGACCACCGAAAGGAGCCAAGAAUCGGAAUACGUCGUUCCCAGUGCUAACUCGCAAGAAGUGCAGCCAUCCCCAUUGGCCCUGCUGGCCGCCACGUGUAGCAAGAUCGGCUCCCCAACGGAUUCCCCAGCAGAUGACAGUGGUGGCGGCGAUGGCGCCAACGGAGACGCCUCGCCCGCCAAAACCAAUAGUGCCACCGUGCUCUCAGCAGGAGCGAAUGAGCUGGUGGCACAGUAUGUACAGGCACCCACCAUGGGUGUGCUCAACCCAGACGGCACCGUCACACCUAUGCCUUCGCCUACAGUCAAGGCGCAGCCCCAGGCACAGUCUGCAGUUUUCUCUCCUGGCACACAACUUGUGGCACAGGUGACACCUAGCGGCCAGAUAACUUACAACGCCAUCCCACAGAUUCAGAACAUCCAGAUUGAUGGACAGGAGGCCAUUUUCAUCCCAGCGUCCUUCACUGGCGGCCAGCAGGCCAUCCAACUGGCUGGUGGAGGACAUGCACUGCUUACUAACCAGGGAUUUCUGCGCCCUCAAGGGUUCACACAGAAUGUGGCCAUCCGGCAGGGCAACAUGGUUCAGACACUGCAGCUCCCAUUGGCGGCGGCAGCUCCCAUGCAGCAGACUAUACCGGUGCAAGUGCCCAUUUCGACAGGCAACGGCCAGACCGUGUUUCAGACCAUCCAUGUGCCCGUGCAAACACUGCAGGCCGUUGCAACCCCACAGGGAAACAUGCUGGCCUCAGGGCAGCAGCUUGCCACUGCACAAGUUGUCCAACAGCUUGCACAGAUGCAACCGCAGAUGGCCCAGCUGACCGCCCAGGGCCAACUGCAGCAGAUCCAAGUCACAGCCACGCCCACGGUGGCAGCAAACCACCAGCAGGCAGCCCGUCCCCAGCAGCCACAGCCAACAGCAGCAACCCCGACGUCCUGGUCAGGGGCCACCCAGGUGGUGAUGACCUCGACGGGUGAAACAGCAACCAUCACCACAGGGGCACAGCCACAGGCCACCGUCCAGAGUGCCUCUAGCGCUCAGGCACAGCAGCAGCAAGCCCAGCAGAAUGCAGCCAUGGCUGCACAGGUGCAGGCACAGGCACUGGCUGUGCAGCUUCCUUCGGGCCAAGUGGUCCAGGGCCAGAUGGGGCAGCUGCUGGCGGCAGGGGGUGCAGCCUGGUGGCCCAUGGGGGCCACUGCCAUCAACGUCUCGGGCCUGGCUGGUCUUAGGUCACCCAACAUAAUUCAGGUGCAGAGCCUGCCUGGCAUCCAAAUGCAGGGGGCAGCAGGCGGGGGCGCAGGGCAGCAUCACCUCCUGGGGGGUGGGACCCUCCAAGCGCUGGGAAUCACACCGCAGGGCAAUGUCAUCGCUUCCCCUAUGCAGAGUGCUGCACCCCUCAGCCCCCUGCAAACAGUGCAAGCUGCUCUGGCCAAUGGGCAGCUCUUAGCCCAGCAAUUCCAGCAAGAUCCCAAUGACCCUACCAAGUGGCAAGUGGUUACUGCGCAACCCGUGGCAGCUCCCGCGGCCAGCACUACCCAAACCCACCUUCAGGCUGCCGGACAGCAGGUUCAUCUGGUGCAGGCACAAGCCCAAACACUGACUUCAGCCGCAGGAGGUGCAUCGACUCCUGUGACGGAUGGCAGCGGUGGCCUGGAAUCCCCCGACCUGACAGACGGGGGUGCCUCCCAGGGGGCAGCCGACGGGGCGAGCACCCCGACGGGCGCUGGCAGUAGUGGUGGCAAUGCUGGCCUCAGGAGACUGCGCCGGGUGGCGUGCACCUGCCCGAACUGCCGCGAGGGUGAAGGCAGGAGUAGCGAGAACAAGCGACGGCAGCAUGUGUGCCACAUAGCGGGCUGUCAUAAAGUCUACGGGAAAACGUCUCACCUGCGGGCCCACCUGCGCUGGCACACCGGCGAGCGGCCCUUUGUUUGCGAGUGGCUCUUUUGUGGCAAGCGCUUCACGCGCUCUGAUGAACUGCAGCGACACAAGCGCACCCACACAGGGGAAAAGCGCUUCCAGUGUGCUGAGUGCCUGAAGCGCUUUAUGCGCAGCGACCACCUGUCCAAGCACCUCAAGACCCACCUUAGCAAAAAGGGCGCGAUCUCCGGCGUGAGUGCAGCGGCCAACGCCUCACAUGAUGACUUCGCCCCAGACUCCUGUGACCUGGAGAUGUCUGUUGACGUCUCGGACCACGACCUCUCGAUAAACGAGUCGGCUCUUGCCGAGAACAACGGCACCACACAUGUCCUCUCCACUUGAGACUGCACAUCUUGCCAGCCCUGUGCAUUUCAUCACACAUCUGAUUCCUAUUUGCUGUGUUUCCCACAAGACUUGUUGUGGUGUUAGAUUCGUGCAUUGGAAUGUUCAACGGUCUUUGAAUCAUUUGUGCAACAAGUCUUGAGAAUAGCACUGCAUCUAUGUCCUGCUUUGAGAUAGCACAGCAGACAAUACAAGAGGUUUUGUUCCGUUUGUAUGUCAAAACCUUGUCACAAUGAAAAUUAUUAGAUGAAAUUAGCUAUUUCCCACAAAUUGAUGUAAGGAACCAUUUAGUGUGUCAUGGAAUAUUUACUGAUCAUUUCAAGCCAGUUAGGCCGAAAUUUUGUGCUAUGCAAUGUUUCCAAUAACUUGCCUGUUGCAGCAGUUAAAAACUUUCAAAAUUGUUAUGCACCAAACUGCAGAUUUGGAGGCCAUUCUACUUUCACACUCUGCUACCACAGUCUCCCAACACCACUACACACUACCACACACUACCAAAGGCUGUGCACAUUACACGCUGUGACUUGGUUGAGUUUUCUGGACUAUCAUGCCAAGCUCCGGAAUAAAACGUGAAGAGCCCAUUGUGCAACUAGAAGCACAUGCUGCGCUGUCUGAAUGCAGAUGUCGUGAACUGCUGCACACUUUCAGUAAAAUCAGUGGGCUCGCAACUUCACAUUGCAGCUUGCAUGCUAUCAGCAUAUUGUGAGUGUGUCGCUAAGGCAGUGCAAGCCUCUGAUUUCACACAGUGCUCAUUGCUGAAUAAGGUAGUUUAAUGAAAGAGCUUUUUCGUUCAAGUUUAAAGGCGUCUGCUUGCAUCCAGCAACAAGCAUUGUACAAAAUCUGAAGACUUGCAGUGCUCUGCCGGCAGACUUGCAAAAUGGCAACAAGCCAAGUGAUCACCAAACAGCAUUAGAUCAGGAGUUUGAACCCUUUGACUUGGCUGAGCAUGUAGAGCAGUUCAUUGCGGUUGCAGUCAGAUAGGGUGCCACAUAUCGCAAUCUGCAAGAGCAAAUUGAAAUUAUUUGUCAGAAAAAGAUAUUCCCCUGUGCACUCUUUUUUUUUCAUAUUUUUUUUGUGUUCCAUUGGCGGCGCACAGCAGGAUAUGUUGCAUCAAUAACUGUCCCUCCUCCUGUGGGCAACAUCGGCUGUAAUGUUCAUAACGAACUAAUUUAGGCUCCCUGUUUAAACGUCAUUAUAGCGAGGUUUUGCUAUAGUUAGACAAAAGUGGACACACUCACAGUAAUAGUGGACUCUUAUUGUGCCAGAAGAAAUGCAGGUUGGUGUGAAGCUCAGCCUGCCUAGUAGGCUGAGAAAAAGCUGUGGGUGCGAGGAAGCAGAGACGCGAGUAAUUAGUCAACAAACUUCUAAGGUACAGCUGUUCGCAGUACAGAUUUGGAUGCAUAGAAAAAUUAAUAGGAGGCCUGGCGUUCAUAACCGGUGCGAAAAGUACAGCAGUAGCUGUGCCACAUUAACAAGGUCUUUGGUGAGCUCACUGAUUCAAUCAAUGAUGUGCACAGGACAAGCUGCUGUGUGUGACUGUAGUCCAUAAAAAUACUGUUAAAUGUGGGAAAUACAGCAAAAGAAACUUUCUGCAGCAGGGACACUGAAUAGAGCACUCUUAGUUUCAAUAUUGGCAUGCGAGUGCAGCUAAAAAAGGUGCAAGUUGGAAGUCUCGCGUUUCUUUUCAAUUUUUUAUUAAUUAUUGCUUGCUAUAUUACGCUCAUGUGUUCUUGUUAUGAAUCUAAAAAAAAGUGAAAGCAAUGUUUGAACAUAAAGCUUAUAUCGGUGGCUCAUGAAAUUGCUUAUCUUGUUGCGCUUCACGUACUCAUCAUCUUCAUCAUCAGCUUAUUUUAUGUCCACUGCAGGACGAAGGCGAUCUCCAAUUACCUGUGUCCUUUGCCAACCGAUUCCAACUAGCGCCCGUGAAUUUCCUAGUUUCAUCGCCCCACCUAGUCUUCUGCCGUCCUCGACUGCGCUUCCCUUCUCUUCGCACCCAUUCUGUAACGCUAAUGGUCCAACGAUUAUCUAACCUGCGCAUUACACGACCUGCCUAGCUCAAUUUUUUUCUCUUAAUGUCAGUUAGAAUUUCGGCUAUACCUGUUUGCUGUCUGAUCCAAACUGCUCUCUUUCUGUCUCAACAUUAUGCGUAGCAUUCUUCGUUCCAUCACUCUUUACGCGGUCCUUAACUUGUUCUCAAGCUUCUUUGUCAGUCUCCAAGUCUCUGCCCCAUAUGUCAGCACUACACUUACUAUGAUUUGACAAAUGCCAUCCGCCACUGCAACUGUGAGAAACUGACAGCACUUUAUCACUGAAAUUAUCCUUUCAUGAGCCACACACCCCCUUCUCAAGCGGACACCUUGUCAACUGCACGGUUGACAAGGUGAAAUACAGCAAAAUGAAAUAGCAAAACUCACACUGCACUACGAAUUGCAAAAUUGUAGUAUAGUGUGAUUGCACUCAUGAGUGAUUACUCACAAGAAGAGUUCACUUUACAACUUUAUACUUCCUAAUUUGUGUUCUCUUUGUUCACACUAGUACGUGGGUAUUAUGGCAGACAAUGGAAAAAUUGAACGGUUCGGUUGGGCAGCAAAGAUGCUUCUAGACUCGCCAGUGCUCUCUUCAGUGACUCUAGCUGUAGUGUAUAUUUAUCCAUUUCAACAUUAUGCCUGCAUGAAUCUCCAGAAAUUGAUGAGUAUGUGUCCAUGGGCUGUGUUAUGUCACAAACAUCUUUCAUAAUCAUUGGGAGGACAUUGUGCUUGCUGAUUGUACCAUGUACAUGUUUGAAGUGUGUGGCAAACUUUGGAGAUUGUGAAUUUUUAUUUUCAUCGCUCACUGUAAUGCUCUGAAGUGCCAUAUAGAUUUAAUUUGUCCUAGAUGUUCAAUCAAACUGUUGCUGUCACAUUCAUAAGCUGUAUGCGUUAAAGGUUUGCUUUAACAGAAGGGAUCACAUUACUACAUUGCAAAUUGAUGCUUUUUAAAAAUUGUGCUCAGCUGUGCGACCAUCAUGGUGCAAUGGUUGAAACAAGGAGUUAGCAGCUUUCUUCGUUUUCAUUACAGCAGGCCUCUCGCUCCUUUGGCUAUCUUUAGCAUUUCAUUUCUGUUUCACAUGAAGGUGCUGAGCUUGAUUCUGCCAUGGUAAAAUCCUGGUUUAAUAGAUUUGCAAGAAGCGGAAGCAAUAACUAUUACCGUGCCAAUUUUUUUUUUGCUCAAGAAUGUAAUUGGAAACAGAAUCUCUCAAAGAUGCAUUUAUUUUAAUUUUAUUUUGCAGAGAAACCUAUGUGCUUCCAUGGUAUAAUUUGUGUUUUCAUUAUGUGCAAAUGGCACAUGCCCAAAUGGUUGGUGCUAACAAUCAUUUGUGAAAAGCAUAUUUAUUUUAAUAUUAAGUCAGCUGUUUCUUUUUUUCUUUUUCUUUUUUUUUUGCAGACUUAUUUCAGCUUAAUGCACAUAUGGUAAAUGGAGUCAGAAUGGCUUCAAAGUACUGGCUGUUGCAAUGAUUAUGAAUUCCAGCUCACAUUUUAGUCUACUCCAGUCAACAGGAACAUAGGAGCUGCCAAAAGGCUGCCAACUUCCUGAAAAAUACAUGACCAAAACGUGUGGAGGCACCACACACCUUUCUUCAUGAAUGCAUUGACCCCUUCAAUUCAGACUCUAUGCCCAAGCCACAAGGACAUGGAUCUUUCAAGAGUUCUGAAGAAUUCCUAGGGCAGUCAUUAUACGUUUUGUAUGUGCUCUUGUGGAAUGUGUAUUUUCUGUGAAAGUUCAUAUCAGAGGAACUGGCAUUUCAGUGGUGGAGGUUUAAGUUCAGCCUGUCAUUGCAAACAACUCACUUCCUACACCUCACUUUAGAGGAGUACCCAAAGUUUGCCCUCACUGAACAUGGUGGUUACAUCAGCAAAGCCGUGCUAUGUUAGCCCACAACAUUUUCUUGCUAGCUACUUCUGAGAAAGCGAGAACGAACUUUCCCUCUUUCAAGGGAAGUUCCCAUAAUUUGCAUUAGUCAGACGAUGGCUGCAAGUUUGUUGUUGGGGCUUUGUCGUGGAGAGUCCAUUACUUAGACUUUCUGCAAGUUGUAAAGAUUAAUGUGAAGAUUUUAUGCUCAUAUGUGUCGUACCUUGGACACUUUACUCGAGGUGACAUUGUGGUGCCGCUUUUGCACUUGUUUGUAAUCUUGUGAAGUACAAUUUUUGUUACUAAUAUAUACUGAAGCAGCAUAUCUGCAACAUGCGCACUGUGUGCCAAGUUUAUGGAGUGCUCAUCCUGCCUUGCUGAAGAUUCUUUUCUUUUUGUCACCUGAGCUUCAUCAUUGUAGCACUUUUAUUUCUAGUGCACACAUGUUAUAGUCAUUUGUGCAUGCUGCAUUUGUCAUGAGCAUAUUUGAUUGCUUUGUGCAGAUCAUCACAUCACUAACAUAUGAAAUCAGUUUUGACUACACAUCAACACUGAGCAUAAAGACUUCACCAACUUUUUUUUUUCUCAUUGCUUUUUAUCUAGUAUGUUGUACAGGUUGUGAUGGCCACUUUCAUAUGACUGAUGUAAAUACAGACGAUGGUGUAGCAAGCUUUCAUACUGGGUGUUUUUGCACUUUUCAUAUGUGAGAAAUGAAGUGUUGCAGAGUUUGAUACAGGUACCUCAUGUCAUCCAUUGUUUUGUGUGGUAUGGCUAUCAUCCACAAUGACAACUUCUCAAUAGGAGCAUGUUAAAAUGCUACUCUGGCAUAAAUGUACAGAUUUUGAAAUUGCAGCUAUCACAGUAUUGGAAAUAAUUUAGGUCAUUCAAGAUUGAAAUGUGCUUGUUGAUGUUAGCAUCUCAUUUCUACAGCCCCUUCUCCCAUUAAAUUUCAAAAGAAUUAAAUCAUACAUUUGCACGGUUUGUGAGGGUUACUCUUUAUCAGAAGAUUGUUGACUAGCACAUUUUUGUAUAUUUUCUGAGCAGGGAAAAUGUGUUGCGAUGCCAAACACCAUGUCAUAAACUCAGAAAGCAUGUUAUUGAAGGUGUCAAAUAAAAUUGAACAAUGUUGAACACCUUA